UGGGUGGCCUUGCUCGAGGGUCUGCCUGCCAGGCUCAGCUCUGCGGGGUCGCAGCUCUCUGCCUGUGGAUCACCCCCCGAUCCUUUAGGGCCUGAAGGGUUGCCCGGCCCGCUGCGGUGUGGUCAGCCCGGGGUGGGCAGUGAGCUGACGGCAGCCGCCUCCCCACCCCUGCGCUCCCCCUGCCCGGUGGCGCGUGCUCAGGUGGCCUUUUGCCACCCGUGUCCCUCUGUGUCCUGCUCGAGACCGGGCGCGUGGUUCUGUGGCAGGUGCUGCCCGGUGGGGCCUGGAAAUGGGGUGUCGCGCCUCCGCGGGGAGGACGCGAGGGCCGCCCUGAGCCGCUGCUGCGACGACGGCCAGUGAGCACGCCGCACGAUGUCCACCACGGCGACGGCCGCCCCCGCGGGGAUGCCGGGGGCCCCGGGCCCCGUGAACCCGCCCCCGCCCGAGGUGGCCAACCCCGCCAAGCCCGGCCGCAAGACCAACCAGCUGCAGUACAUGCAGAACGUGGUGGUCAAGACGCUGUGGAAGCACCAGUUCGCCUGGCCCUUCUACCAGCCCGUGGACGCCAUCAAGCUGAACCUGCCCGAUUAUCACAAAAUAAUAAAAAACCCGAUGGACAUGGGGACUAUCAAGAAGAGACUGGAGAACAACUACUACUGGAGUGCCAGCGAGUGCAUGCAGGACUUCAACACCAUGUUUACAAACUGCUACAUUUACAACAAGCCCACAGAUGACAUAGUGCUAAUGGCCCAAGCCUUAGAGAAAAUUUUUCUGCAGAAAGUGGCCCAGAUGCCCCAGGAGGAAGUUGAAUUAUUGCCCCCCGCUCCGAAGGGCAAAGGCCGGAAACCGGCUGCGGGAGCCCAGAGUGCAGGUACGCAGCAGGUGGCGGCCGUGUCCUCUGUCUCCCCGGCGACCCCCUUUCAGAGCGCCCCCCCCACUGUCUCCCAGACGCCCGUCAUUGCUGCCACCCCUGUGCCAACCAUCACCCCAAACGUCACGUCGGUCCCUGUCCCCCCGGCUGCCGCGCCCCCGCCUCCGGCGACACCCAUCAUCCCCGUGGUCCCUCCCACGCCUCCCGUCAUCAAGAAAAAGGGCGUGAAGCGGAAAGCGGACACGACCACGCCCACGACGUCCGCCAUCACCGCCAGCCGGAGCGAGUCGCCCCCGCCGCUGUCGGACCCCAAGCAGGCCAAGGUGGUGGCCCGGCGGGAGAGCGGCGGCCGGCCCAUCAAGCCGCCCCGGAAGGACCUGGAGGACGGCGAGGUGCCCCAGCACGCGGGCAAGAAGGGGCGGCUGUCGGAGCACCUGCGGCACUGCGACAGCAUCCUCAAGGAGCUGCUGUCCAAGAAGCACGCGGCCUACGCCUGGCCCUUCUACAAGCCCGUGGACGCCGAGGCGCUGGAGCUGCACGACUACCACGACAUCAUCAAGCACCCGAUGGACCUCAGCACCGUCAAGAAGAAGAUGGACAGCCGCGAGUACCCGGACGCACAGGGCUUUGCGGCCGACAUCCGGUUAAUGUUCUCCAACUGUUACAAGUACAACCCGCCCGACCACGAGGUGGUGGCCAUGGCCAGGAAGCUGCAGGACGUGUUUGAGAUGCGGUUUGCCAAGAUGCCGGACGAGCCGGCAGAGGCGCCCGCACUGCCGGCCCCCGCAGCCCCGGUGGUGAGCAAGGGCACGGAGAGCAGCCGCAGCAGCGAGGAGAGCUCCUCCGACUCGGCCAGCUCGGACUCGGAGGAGGAGCGGGCCACCCGGCUGGCGGAGCUGCAGGAGCAGCUGAAGGCCGUGCACGAGCAGCUGGCCGCCCUGUCUCAGGCCCCCGUGAACAAGCCAAAGAGGAAGAAGGAAAAGAAGGAGAAGAAGGAGAGGAAGAAGGACAAGGAGCGGCACAAGGCCAGGCCCGAGGACGACAGGAAGGCCAAGGCCGCCCCGCCCCCCAGGCAGGCCCCGCCGAAGAAGCCUCCCACCAAGAAGGCCAGCAGCACGACCGUGGCCAGCAGACAGCCGAAGAAGGGCGGCAAGCAGGCGUCGGCCUCCUAUGACUCGGAGGAGGAGGAGGAGGGCCUGCCCAUGAGCUACGACGAGAAGCGCCAGCUGAGCCUGGACAUCAACCGGCUGCCCGGGGAGAAGCUGGGCCGGGUGGUGCACAUCAUCCAGUCGCGGGAGCCCUCGCUCCGGGACUCCAACCCCGACGAGAUCGAGAUCGACUUCGAGACCCUGAAGCCCACCACGCUGCGGGAGCUGGAGCGCUACGUCAAGUCCUGUUUACAGAGGAAGCAGCGGCGGCCGUUCUCCGCCGGCGGGAAGAAGCAGGCGGCCAAGUCGAAGGAGGAGCUGGCGCAGGAGAAGAAGAAGGAGCUGGAGAAGCGGCUGCAGGACGUCAGCGGGCAGCUGAGCAGCAGGAAGCCCGCCAAGAAAGAGAAAUCGGGCGCGGCGCCCCCCGGAGGGCCCUCCCGGCUCAGCAGCAGCAGCUCCUCGGAGUCGGCGAGCAGCAGCUCCAGCGGGUCCAGCUCGGACAGCAGCGACUCGGAGUGAGGCGGCCGGGCCUGGCCACUCCGCCCGCGGCCACCGCCUGCGCCCGCGCCGACCUCCACAGUGCCCCCCCCAGUCAAUAUACUACUUCUGUUCACGCCGCGCGGGUCCUCUUUCAUCCAGGGUUCCGGCCUCCUCCCUUGUCGCUUUCCUGGGUCAGAGGUCGCGGCGAGUCUUGACGGCUUAGAUGCUCGCCUGGCGGCCGGAGGAGAGCGAGGACGGUGGCGGCGGAGCGGCCCUGCGCAGCCCCUUCCCCGGGCCGCGCCUGUUCCCGGAGCCUCCGAGGCGCCGUCUCCGAGGCGGUUCUGUAUUCGGGAGCUGUUGGCUCGUCCCGUCCGCCCGUGUCCCAGGGCCGCCGCCUCCUGCAGGGGCCGAGGGCGGUGGGCCCGCGUGGGAAGUGGCGCGGGGCCAGGCGGGGGGUCCUUGUGGCUCCGACUGAGCUUUGCGGGGGAGAGGGGGGCAGCCAGGGCCGGCGUGGAAGGGGCUGUGAGGUUUUCUGACCUUUGUGACGCCAGGAACUCCCGGGGGGUCCCGUGGCUGCGUGUGCAGGUUUCAUACACUGAAACUUUUACCUCAACUUAAAAAAAAAAAAAAAGAUAAAAAAAGGAGACUUUUUUGUAAGGUUCAGCAAUUUUCUACGAAAGCCCCCCCCGCGUGUGUCCCCCUCGUCAGCGCUGCCGCGGCCGCACACUCCAGAACCGUCGCCCACUCGUGUAUAUAUGAGUACUUUAUUUAUUAACACCAUUGGUCAUUUUUUUAAAAAAUAGAAAAGAAAAACAAAAGAAACGCAUUAAAAACAGCAGAGACGCAGGCCUCCCGGUCUGCGGAGCCCAGGUGCUCCAGGUGCUACGUCCCUGCGGUGCUGCGUGCCGGGG
Messenger RNA from Eptesicus fuscus (big brown bat), 3410 nucleotides. It is a transcript of the gene BRD3, whose product is annotated as bromodomain containing 3. The record is from RefSeq and is a predicted model, not a curated record. Gene Ontology annotation, biological process: regulation of DNA-templated transcription; chromatin remodeling. The coding region runs from base 373 to 2538 and encodes 721 amino acids. Gene Ontology annotation, cellular component: chromatin; nucleus. NCBI's taxonomy places the organism in Eukaryota, Metazoa, Chordata, Mammalia, Chiroptera, Vespertilionidae. The transcript has 12 exons.